This is a messenger RNA of Pseudomassariella vexata, 2193 nucleotides long. RefSeq lists its product as uncharacterized. Lineage: Eukaryota; Fungi; Ascomycota; Sordariomycetes; Amphisphaeriales; Pseudomassariaceae. The transcript is spliced from 3 exons. The record is from RefSeq and is a predicted model, not a curated record. Bases 348 to 1934 code for a protein of 528 amino acids.
CUUUAUUUUUUGCAGAUCGUCGAUUGGAACCGAGCUUCGUGAAUAUCUGCAGUUUCCACACAUACAACCGGAGCAAACUCUCCCAACUUACAGUGGCGGUUGUCUUUCGACUGGUUAGGGAUUGCCAAUCUCGGGAAGCCGCGUUCAUCAUACUGUCACAUAGGUACAGGCAUUCGUGCAUCAUCAUGCGAUUGAAUUAAGAGCGCCCUCUCAUCAAUCUUCAAAGUUCCGAAUUCUCUCAGGCUACGUUAUUGGAUCCUGCCUCAUCGAUUAUCACGAAAGCAAAAAUAGUGUACUUCUUGUCAGGCUCCCUUGUAGUCGAGGUAGGUACUUUACACUCCGGCAUCAUGGCCAAGCUCUGGGGCACGUCCAACGAUGAGGCGAAUGGAGGCUCUGCCGAGUCGCCGCGUAACUCGCAAGAGCACGAACGGGCGCCGAAUGAACACACCCAUCUACUCCCCGACCGAGCUGAGAGCGCUCGCGCAACGUAUUUAAGCCCCGAUGACCCAGCUGUGACGCCGUACAAUUUGUGGAGUGUCCGCAUUGUACGAUGGCUGACCAUAUUACUCACCUUGAUAACCUUCUUCUGGUGGGUGAUCCAGCUCGUGUCGAUGUUCGUCACGCCACCCGGAUUUCACACUCGAGGUUCUGGAUUCUUCGCUUUUAGCUAUGCGUUUAUCACGCUUUCGAACUUGCUGUUCACUUUGAUCUUUUUCGCUAUUCCAUCGAAGGUGGUGCGCAUAUUGAGUGUGGUCAUGGGGUUUCUUCUGCUUGUGGAUGCGGUGUUGCUGUUAUCGGUGGAAAAGACGAGACAUGAGGAGGGAUGGGUUGGCAUGGUUAGCGUAUUGUGGGCGUUCGUUAUGUCCAUAUGGGUCUUGGCCACUGAUCGAUUGGUACUCUGGGGAAAGGCUGAGGAGGAAGAGAGACUGACAGGCCGGACCGAGACCCGACGAACUAUUGGCGAAUGGAGUGCUGUUCUGAUCUCAACCCUUGCACUGGUGGCACUCAACAUAGUCGUCAUCUUGGUCACCCUCACUCUCAUUCUUCGAGCUCUGGACGCUGGCCUGGCACCACCGGGGCAUAUGUACUGGGUGGACGGAGACAAGUACAUGAUGCAUGUGUACUGCCGUGGUAACAGCACCGAUCUGAAGGGUAACAAACUACCAACAGUACUAUUUGAGGGAGGCGAAGGAAACGUAGAGAAUGGUUUAUGGCAGUUUGCCGACAGUGCGCUCAAGAACCACUCUAUUAGUCGUUAUUGCUUUGUCGAUCGACCAGGGAUGGCUUGGAGCGAUACCGCGCCGUCUCCCCUAUCUGCGGGCAUGGCGGUUGAGGUGAUCAGCGAAGCUCUAACCAAGGCAGGAGAAGACGGGCCGUGGGUAUUGAUGAGCGCUGGCAUUGGAUCCAUCUACUCUCGCAUAUUCUCUGCACGCCACGGAGGGCAGAUCAAAGGCAUACUGCUUGUAGAUCCACUGCACGAGGACCUGCUUGGUCGUGUUGGUGCGCCAGGCCGUGGCUUCAGUUUGUGGAUGCGCGGCGUUAUAUCACCCCUUGGGCUCGACCGCAUUCCAGGCGCUCUCUUUAAGGGUCGAACCAAAGAAGACCGAGUCUGGGGACAAUAUGCCUACCAAACCGGCAAGUACAUAUUUUCAAAGUUGCAGGAGAACCUCGUGGCUGAGUCACUCUCCAAACGGGACGUGGCAAGCAGCAGAACCAUCCAAUAUCCCGAUACGCCCUUGACCGUCAUCAGUUCGGGUGUCGAGGUCCGGAAAGACGGAGAAUGGGAGAAGAAGCAGAGAGAUCUCACGCAUCUGACCCGCAAGCUUCAAUACUGGGAUGUUGUUGCUGGAGCGCCCCAUCAGGUGUGGGAUACACUGGAGGGGCAGCAGAUGAUCGAGAGGAGGCUGAAUCAGCUGGUAUACUAUAAGAAAUGAAGGACAGGUUUUGCGUCCACAAUGGCAAAUGGCGUACACGGGAAAUGAACAAAAUUGACAGGAACAAAAACAACGGUGUCGGGAUGUCGACUUAAUGGGAAGGUAGUGUCUGGGCUCCUUAACAUAGCAUACCACAGCACAUGUGGUAAAUUUGUGCAUUGUCUGCGAUUGGAUAAGUAAACACGAAGCGCACAGGACAUGAUUACGUAACGGAAUAGACUUGGUAGCGAGUAUUAAUACAUAAAUACUUGAUAUCACA